Seminavis robusta is the source of this 378-nucleotide messenger RNA. The record is from the annotation of a GenBank genome assembly. NCBI's taxonomy places the organism in Eukaryota, Bacillariophyta, Bacillariophyceae, Naviculales, Naviculaceae.
AUGGCAAAGAGUCUUCUUUCUCUCCUAUUGGUGGCCUUGGUCAUGACGGCCGUUUCGGCCUUUGGCGGAUACUCCCCCGUCCUCAAGACUGCUUCUCCCUCGCAAAGAACAACCCCCUCCUCCAAUUUGGUCAUGAGGGCUCGUGUCUGUGAUUUGUUGGGAAAGAAACCCAACCGUCAAGCUCGUGUGGUGACAUUCUCGCACAAGCGCAUCAAGAAGGUCCAACAUGUCAACUUGCAGUGGAAGAGGUUUUUCUCGGAAGAAUUGAACCGAAAUGUCCGACUUCGUCUAUCCACCAAGGGAAUCAAGACGGUCAACAAAGUUGGGUCCAUUGAUGCUGCUGCCAAGAAGUUUGAUGUCGACUUGACCAAAUUCUAA